GUUGAAUUUUAUUUUGGCAGCCGGUUUUACGUCAAAAGUCAAAACUCGGUUAAAAGGCCCAGUUCGUUCGUUUUCCGCACUUUGUAUUCUCGUAAAAAAAGUUAGCCCUCAAAAUUUUUCAUUUUAUUUAAUAGUAUAAAACCCUUAAUCAACACAAAUCAACGUGGCGUCAAACGCGUAUUCGUUCGGCGAUAAUUGUGGCUUUAUGGAUGUAGAUUGCAUUCCCGGUACCUCAGGUACAGGUAAAUAGAAAAAAAAGCGAUUUGAACUAAAAACCCAGUUUUGAAUUAAAAAAAGAUCGCCCAGCUCUAACCCACAAAUAAAUCUAAUAAACGCCUACGUAAAUUAACCGCAUUAGGUAAAAGAAAUCGAUGGCUACUUCUAAUUUAUCACCAACGAUGCCUCAAAUCGACGAGGAUAGUGCGGUACAUCAAAAAUCGGCUAAACAAAAAAUUACCGAGAUUCUUGAUAUACUUGAAUGUAGAGUUGAAAAACUUCGGAAGGAAGCUGCAAAAAUAGAGGAGGAUAAAGAUAACAUUUUGGCUAGCUUGGAUUCUGUUAGACAUGCUGAAUGGAUUUCGGAAUUAGAUAAUUUUGAGCAAGACGAAACGCAACGUUAUAUAGAUAGAAUCAUUGAUCGUUGUUUAACAGUAGAUAUAAAAAUUCACACACAAAGAGAUCAACCUCAAGAAGAGGCAUUACAUCAAGUAAAUCAUUUAAUAGAUUCUUUGGUAAUUACAUUGAAAACUGAUGCUGAACAAGCAAGAGAACGGUGUAUUUCCUACAUGAACGCAUGCGCUUCUCAUAAUGUUUAUGGAAUAACUGAUAAAAAAUUUGAAAAUGCUUUACUCGGAUGCACAUUGGAUGAUCAAAAGCGGGUAAAAAAACGUCUUCAUGGAUUAUUGAGUUAUCUGGAAAAGCUGGAUGUUACUUGCGAAGAAAAUUGGUUAAAUGUGGAGGAGGAUAAAGAAGUAGAUGGAUUUGUUUUAAUGGAUUUAGUGGUUGAGGAAAUUAAGAUUUAGCAAAAAGUUCGACAAGUGAAAUUUUUAAUGAAUAUGAUGUAUCUACUGAAUUAAGUUUUUAAAUGAAGAAACGUGGUGUGUUUCAACAAAGGGGAUUAAUUGAGAAAAUUUAAACAAAAAUUAAACAUUGUAGUGAUUAUUAAUGCUAAAGUUCAAUUUUAUUUCUCAAACACGUUUACGCUUGCAAUGUAUUUAAAUAUUUCUCUGUCAAUAUGCUUUUUAUGAUUA
Molecule: messenger RNA, 1250 nt
Organism: Onthophagus taurus
Lineage: Eukaryota; Metazoa; Arthropoda; Insecta; Coleoptera; Scarabaeidae
Product: BAG family molecular chaperone regulator 2
Biological process (GO): protein stabilization
Molecular function (GO): protein-folding chaperone binding; adenyl-nucleotide exchange factor activity
Source: RefSeq, a predicted model, not a curated record